This is a messenger RNA of Tarenaya hassleriana, 2718 nucleotides long. Its product is annotated as (E,E)-geranyllinalool synthase. Gene Ontology annotation, biological process: diterpenoid biosynthetic process. Gene Ontology annotation, molecular function: magnesium ion binding; terpene synthase activity. The transcript is spliced from 12 exons. The record is from RefSeq and is a predicted model, not a curated record. NCBI's taxonomy places the organism in Eukaryota, Viridiplantae, Streptophyta, Magnoliopsida, Brassicales, Cleomaceae. The coding region runs from base 59 to 2614 and encodes 851 amino acids.
GUGAAAAUACAUUGCCCACAAAAGAGUACACUAUUGUUAUCUCUUAGCUAUAGUGAACAUGAAUAAGCUCGAACAAUCUCUCGAUCUCUAUGUUCUGUCCGAGGAGAUCAGAAGCGAGAUCUUUUCACUAGAUUACAACAAAAAGAUCAUGGAUCCUUACUCGUUAGUGUCUCCUUCGGCUUAUGACAUGGCUUGGUUGGCCAUGGUCGAAAACGAUCCUCGAAACCCUAGCCGUGAGCCGAUGUUUCAAGAUUGCUUAGAAUGGAUUCUUAGCAAUCAAAAUGGUGUCGAAGGGUACUGGGGAAAUUGCGACGGACACGGGAAUCCAACCUCGGAGACUCUAACCUCGACACUCGCUUGUCUCUUAGCCCUUCACAAGUGGAACUGUGGGAGUCGUCAUAUUGAGAAAGGUAUGAGAUACAUGGAAAGAUUUACAGAAACAGUACUUGAGGGUUUCACCAACGACGGAUCUUUUCCUCGUUGGUUCGUAAUCAUGUUCGGUGGAAUGCUCGGACAUGCUCAAGAACUUGGCUUAGAAUUCGCCUUCUCUAAUCGAUCCAACAAACUUAUCAAACAUCUCUUUCACAAAUACUUCGAUAUUUUCCAAAGAGAGAAACUCGUGGAUGACCAUAGCCAUUACCCUCUAGUGGCAUAUCUCGAAGCAUUGCCUUCGACGCACGUCGUGAAUCAAGACGAGAUCACUCAGAGCCUUUGUGCCGACGGCUCGUUGCUUGGAUCGCCUUCUGCUACUGCAGCUGCUUUCAUGAUCACACGGAAUCCAAAGUGUCUGGCUUAUCUUAAAUCUCUCGUGCAGAGAUGCCCUCGAGGAGUGCCGCAAACUUAUCCUCUCAACGGAGAACUAAUAAAGCUGUCGAUGGUCAAUCUGCUUGAGAGUUUCGGGUUAUCAGAGUACUUCAGUGAAGAGAUUGAACACGUUCUUCACCAAAUUCACAGGAGCUACGAAGACAAAGGCGAACACGAGGUGCCCAUCAACUUGGCAGCAGAGAAGCUUCACAAAGACUCACUUGCAUUCCGAUUGUCACGUAUGCAUGGACGUGUGGUUUCUCCAAGGAGAUUUUGCUGGUUCUUGAAUGACGAAGAAAUCCGCGGAUACGUGGAGAAGAACCAAGAGUGUUUCUCUUCUGCUAUGCUAAGCGUUUAUAGAGCCACGGAUCUCAUGUUCCAUGGAGAAUCCGAACUCGAAGAAGCGAGGGAUUUCUCUUUACAGUUGCUUAAGAGUACCGGGUUUAUCAACGAACAAACGGUUAAGCAUGAGACGAGUGUUUCUUGGAUGGCACGUCUCAGACAUCUUGAACAUAGAAUGAGGAUCGAAGACAAAGACUCAAACGCCCUAUACACGGGAAAGGCCUCACAUAUAAGAUUACACAGUCUAUAUAGCAACAAGCUGACUCAUCUCGCUUCGAGGAACUUCGAGUUCCGACAGUCCAUUUAUAGACGUGAGCUAGAAGAAUUGAAAAUAUGGGCGAAGAAAUCAGGGCUUAGCGAUAUGGGAUUCGGGAGGGAGAAGACGGCAUACUGUUAUUACGCAGUAGCGUCGAGCUCUUCGCUGCCAUGCGAAUCAGUUCUACGCAACAUCAUUGCGAAGAGUGGCAUUCUCAUUACAGUUGCUGACGAUUUCUUCGACGAAGAAGGUUCUUUGGAUGAAUUAAACGCUCUUACCAAUGCCGUUCUCAGAUGGGAAGGAGAAGAGCUGAAAGGACACAGCAAGAUCAUAUUUGGAGCACUUGACGAUCUUGUCAGAGAGAUGGCAGAGACGUGCCUUGAUCUACACGGAACCGACACAACUGUCUAUUUGAGGGACAUCUGGAAGGAAACAUUCGUUUCGUGGCUACGUGAGGCAGAGUGGGCGUCGGAAGGAUACGUACCAAAUAUGGACGAAUAUAUUCGAAACGGGAUGAUUUCGAUCGCUACACAUACUAUUGUUCUCACGUCUUCUUGUUUGCUCGAUCAAAGUUUGCCUAACCACACGCUCGAGUUCGAAGAAUACGAAACCCUAACAAGAUUGCUCAUGGCCAUUCCUCGUCUUCUCAACGAUCUCCAGAGUUAUCGGAAAGAACAAGAGCAGGGGAAGAUAAACUCAGUCCUGCUCCACAUGAAGAAGAACGACUCAAGAAUCGAAGAUUCGAUCGCUUACAUCGAAGGGAUCAUCGACACGAAGAGGAAAGAGUUUCUCGAACAUGUUCUGAUGGACGGUUUCAGCGAUCUGCCCAAACAAUGCAAGGAACUGCAUUUGUCGUGUUGCAAGGUGUUCGAGGUGUUCUUCAACGACAAGAACAGAUACGAUUCAGAGACAGAGAUGCUUCAAGACAUCCGAAACGCCCUUUACGAUCCGAUAAACGUUACCGAAUUCGAUCCGCCAUUGAUGGGCCAUGGUAAACCCGUGAUCGUUCCUCUUCCUCCGAAGAAUCCUCAGAUUUCUCAAUCAUAUCCGGAGAAGAAGAAGUUUCCGGCGAUCAAAUCGCGUCUUUAUCCUCGACAUUUCCAUAACCAGAAACCGGGUUUCGAUUCGAAGCUCUCUCUUCGUAAGCCUCUUGGGCUCAUUGCGCAGAGGAACACAGCUAUGAUGCCAAGAUUCUCACCAUGUUUCUACUGAAUCAGAUUCUGGAUUUGUCGCUAUAUAAGUUGUGUUUGAGGUUUGAAUAAGUCAUCAUAUCCAAGUCUUUUUCCUCUGUGUUUUGUCUUUUUCUGUUUAACAAA